GAAGAAGCGGAGGGUCCCUGGGCUUGCUUUGGCCUGCCCUGGUCUGGCUGGUCUGUCUUGUCUACCCUGGCUGCUGGGUAAGGUGCUAUAGCAUACCAUCCAUCCCGACCGUUCAUCGGUACCUAAAACUAAAUGGCUUAGAGGGUACGGAGUAGCGUGAAUCGAUCAAAAGCCCGUGAUCCGCUUCCCCAGAUUCACUUCUCACGAACCCCUCUCUCUCCAUCUCAUCCUCCCUAUUCUGGGAUGUACUUUUUACCGGGCAGACUACCUAUACCUAAUUAGCUCCCCCUCCCAACGGAUAUAAUUCUGCCUCUUGGUCCGGUGGCAUCUUUUUUUUUUUCUCGUUCUGUUUCUCUGCCCCAUCCCUGAAGGCGAUCAUCAUGUAUAAUGAAACUCAGACCUCGACUGCCGAAGCCCGUCGGCUCAAGAAACGGGAGCUCGAUCGCAAGGCCCAACGCCUGGCGCGAGAGCGCACAAAGAGUCGCAUCGCUCAAUUGGAGAGCAUGGUCGACAACCUUCGGCAGGACGACUCUAAUGCGCAAAUAGCUACCUUGAUGGACCAAUUAGGCAAGGUCACCAAGGAGAGGGACAAUUUAUUACAGGUCCUCGAUUCUUUAGGCUCCACGAUCCGUCGGCACAUUGGCGAUACCAACAGCGCCACCACCACGAGCGAGCCACGAUCAGAGACAAAAUCCGAGUCGCCAGCCUAUGCUGGACAAUCACAAUCACAAUCACAGUCGCAAUCAACACCAAACGAACGAAUAGUCCCAAUCAUGACCCAAAGAGCAACCUCAGAAACAAGCAACUCUACAAUACUAGAACUCCCCAUCAACCACAACCAUGCUCCCCCGCACGACCCCUUCUCCUAUGACGGCUGGAACUACGCCGUGACGACAGAGCACUACCCAACCUCGAUGGCCUUCGACAACUCGAUCCUCCCUCCCGCCGGCAACGGCUUCAUCCCCAUCCAGCCUCUCCUCCCAAACCUUCCCCCAACACCCGAAGAGGACGACGUCAUCAUCCCCAAGGCCCCCGUGCUCUGCCACUGCUCCAGUCCGACGAGCUGCGCCUCUGGCUACCACGACGUCAAGCCCAACAUCUGGCGCGCCAUAAACGAGGUCCUCGUCAAGCCCACAAAGCUCUCGGCUGAGGAGAUCGCGAUCGAGGAGUACAACGCGGAGGACAUACCCGUGCGCGCCGUGGUCGAGGGCUGGGAUAGCGUCGAGCGCGCGGGCAAGAUGACGCCGACGUGGCGCAAGCUGCGAAGGGCGGAUGAGCUGUGCUUUUCAAAUUGCGCAGAAACAGAGCGUUUGGCUGUCUUGAGGAUAUGCCAUCUUUUGAUCACGUAUCACGGCGAUCCUACAAUAGAGAGACGCGCGACUUUACCGCGAUGGUACUGGAAUAGACCAUCGCAAGCGCUACCGCAUUCAUACGGCAUUGACUUUUUCGUCUGGCCCGGUCUCCGCGAGCGCCUCAUCUUCUCCCAACACCAAUACUGCAACAACUCCUUCUGGGAGCUUCUCCAAUCCAACCUAAAGAUCCUCUGGACGGACACCUUCCAGGACACAUUCUACCACAACGCGCACACGGGCAAAUACCACAUAUCGCCACUGUUCGAGCAGCGCAUCCGCGACAUCAACGCCUGGACCAUGUCGACGGACUUUUUCCAGCACUUUCCCGAGCUGAGCGAGGAUAUCCCAGCGUAUGUGGGGAUACCGGCUUCUAUGGGGGCCGUGCAUCCAUCUGCUGUUGUGCCGUCGAGUAGGAGGCGGUAUGAUGAUGAUGAGAGCAAAGUACAUAAAGGACAGAGGGCAGCGAUAUGUUAGCAGUAGAGACUCUUCCAAUGCUAAACGAACGAAUGAUGUACAGAUUUGGUGUAUUUGUGAUGCCAUUGCUUUGACUGUGCCUCUUGCUAAUUUGACUCAA
Fusarium verticillioides 7600 is the source of this 1926-nucleotide messenger RNA. RefSeq lists its product as hypothetical. The record is from RefSeq and is a predicted model, not a curated record. NCBI's taxonomy places the organism in Eukaryota, Fungi, Ascomycota, Sordariomycetes, Hypocreales, Nectriaceae. The transcript is spliced from 3 exons. The coding region runs from base 381 to 1826 and encodes 481 amino acids.